CUUAUCCUCACACGGAUCAGAUCACAAGAUUUAUUUUAUUUUAAUUUCCGGUGGGUAUUGUCAGAACCAGACAAAAAAAAAAAAAAAAAAAACCCAUUAUAUAUAUAUAUAAAUAUGCAAAUGGAGGAAAUAACCAAAAAGGAAGCAUCAGCAAAAGCAGCUCCCGCCGCUAUCGCCGGCGCCGUCGCCGGCGCCGGCGUGGAUGAGAAGAAAUGGGUGUACGAUUCUUCAACUGAUCGGAAAGGAAGAAUUCCUCUCCGGGCGUCCACCGGCGCGUGGAAGGCCGCCUUCUUCAUUAUCGGAAUUGAGUUCAGUGAGAGGUUGAGUUAUUUCGGAAUAGCGACAAGCUUAAUCAUAUACCUGACCAAAGUGCUGCAAGAAGACCUCAAAACUGCCGCCAAAAGUGUCAACUAUUGGUCGGGGGUCACCACUCUCAUGCCCCUCCUCGGAGGCUUCUUAGCCGACGCUUACCUCGGCCGAUUCGCCGCUGUUCUCGCCUCCUCCAUUGUCUAUCUCCUGGGUUUGACUCUCCUAACGUUGUCAAGAACGGUCCCAGAACUGAAGCCCUGCAGCAAUGAAUCUCCGGCGGCUUGCGCCGAGCCGCGCCGGAUCCACGAGAUAUUCUUCUUCCUGGCAAUAUAUUUGAUUUCAGUCGGCACCGGCGGGCACAAGCCGGCGCUGGAGAGCUUCGGCGCCGACCAGUUCGACGACGACCACGCCGAGGAAAGGAAACAGAAGAUGUCGUUUUUUAACUGGUGGAACUUCGGGCUUUGCUGCGGGCUUCUGAUUGGCGUCACGGCCAUCGUUUAUGUCCAGGAUCACGUCAGCUGGGCCGCCGCUGACGUCAUUCUGUCGGCGGUGAUGGCCGUCAGCAUCGCCGUGUUUUGGAUCGGAAGGCCCGUUUAUAGGUUCAGGAAGCCCGCCGGAAGCCCGCUGACGCCGCUGGUGCAAGUUCUAGUGGCGGCGAUAGCCAACCGGAAUAUUCCUGCUCCGGCGUCGCCGGAGCUGCUCUAUGAGGUUCCUGAAUCCGACAGGUCGCCGGGGAGGCACCUGGUUCACACGGACAGGCUCAGGUUUCUCGACAAAGCCGCCAUUGUAAGAGACGUGGAGGAGAAGAACAAGACAGACAUCAAUCCAUGGCGUCUAGCGACUGUAACAAAAGUAGAAGAAAUGAAGCUGAUCGUAAACAUGAUCCCGAUCUGGCUCACCACAAUCCCCUUCGGCAUCUGCAUAGCUCAGGCGUCCACCUUCUUCAUCAAGCAGGCCGCGACCCUCCGCCGGAAUGUCGCCGGAACUGAGUUCGUCAUCCCGCCGGCGACCAUCUACGCCCUGGCCGCUAUCGGAAUGAUCUUUUCCGUCCUCGUCUACGACAAGAUUCUCGUCCCCUUUUUGCGACGGAUUACGGGGAACGAGAGAGGGAUCACGAUUCUUAAACGAAUCGGCAUCGGAAUGUCCUUCUCCGUCGUCACGAUGAUCGUCGCCGCCGUCGUCGAGAAAAAGCGCUUGGAUUCCGUACGGUCGCCGGCGCCGGCGAUGAGCGUUUUCUGGCUGGCGCCGCAGUUUCUGAUCAUCGGAAUUGGUGACGGCUUCGCGCUCGUCGGCCUGCAGGAGUAUUUUUACGAUCAGGUUCCGGAUUCGAUGCGAAGUUUGGGGAUUGGGAUGUACCUGAGCGUGAUCGGCGCGGCGAAUUUUGCGAGCGGCGCAUUAAUAACGGUGGUGGAUCGGGUGACGGAAAAGGGGGGAAAAAGUUGGAUAGGGAAAGAUUUGAAUAGCAGCAGGUUGGAUUAUUUCUAUUGGCUGUUGGCGGGGAUCACGGCGGCGAAUCUUGGCAUAUACACGGUUGUCGCGCGGCGAUAUUCUUACAAGAAUGUUAAGAAGAUGGUGGUGGCGCCGGUGGCGGAUUGUGGGAAUAUCGAAGGAAUGGCUUAGAUAAUUAUUACAUCAUCUGUCAAAUAUAUAUUUAUAUGUAUGGCGCAGAUUUUAGUAUUGAAUCAGCACUUUUAUAUAUAAAUGAUACAAAAUAUUUAUCGUGUUUAUUAAUAUAUGAUACAAAUACAUUAUAUGAACUCGUAAUACAUGGCACUGUAUUAUCAUUAAUUUCAA
Messenger RNA from Andrographis paniculata, 2103 nucleotides. Its product is annotated as protein NRT1/ PTR FAMILY 5.6-like. The record is from RefSeq and is a predicted model, not a curated record. The transcript has 5 exons. Bases 115 to 1929 code for a protein of 604 amino acids. Gene Ontology annotation, biological process: oligopeptide transport; transmembrane transport. Gene Ontology annotation, molecular function: transmembrane transporter activity. Gene Ontology annotation, cellular component: membrane. NCBI's taxonomy places the organism in Eukaryota, Viridiplantae, Streptophyta, Magnoliopsida, Lamiales, Acanthaceae.